Messenger RNA from Maudiozyma barnettii, 1188 nucleotides. RefSeq names its product Gsf2p (gene GSF2). NCBI's taxonomy places the organism in Eukaryota, Fungi, Ascomycota, Saccharomycetes, Saccharomycetales, Saccharomycetaceae. The coding region runs from base 1 to 1188 and encodes 395 amino acids. The record is from RefSeq and is a predicted model, not a curated record. The transcript has a single exon.
AUGGAAGUGUACGUAAGAUUAAACGAUUCCAGUGAUAAGGACUAUGCUUUCCAAUUCAGUCAAACUGAUACCAUUAACAAUAAAGUUAGAAGUAUUUUCACUACUGACGCACGUAAAAUUCGCCAAAAGAUUACGUUAUCUGAUUUGAUGGUCAUUAGACCUUCAAUCUUUCAUGAAUAUGAACCAGUAGAAUAUUAUAAAUCUACUCAUCAAGGUUUCAUGACAGAAGGUGGUUGUCUUUUAUUUCAUUAUACUGCUGGCCAAGAUCAAUAUUUGGAAAAAUUGGAUUAUGAUAAACCUUUAAUCGAUCAAAUGUGGCCGGGUCAAUUGAUUGUUCCAAAAUGGAAUAAAUCGAGAAAAUAUGUCACCAUUUAUAUCGCUAUUAUCUUAUUUUGGUUAUACACCGAUUUACCUGAUGUCAUCUCUCCAACUCCAGGUAAUUCUUUGACUAAUACUCUAUCUAAAUUGUUGGUUCCAAUCUUAGAAAAUCAAUUAGGUCAGAAAGUUAUGGCUGCUAAGUUAAGAGAAGAAAUUGCUCCAAAUUAUAAUUCCGUCGCUGCUCAAUGGGCUUUCUUCGGAUUACACGUCCUAAAAGUUAUAUUGAUUACUUUAUUCUUUCAUUUCGCUUUAGCUAAUCCUUUCUCAUUUAAUCCAAUUAAAAUGUAUAAGAUUAGAAACGUCGAUCUAAAUCAAAAGAAUGAUAAGAUUAAGAACCUUUUGGCUAACUUAGGUUGGAUCGGUGCUAGAAGAGCCACCUACGAUGAUUAUCAAUCUAACUUCUACGAUUAUACUAUCAAGAAACAUGGUGGUGUCGUCCAGGCUUAUAGAGCAGGUGCUAUUAGAACCGCUGCAGCUCCAGGUUUCAUCUUGAACGCUGGGGAAGGUUUCCAAACUCCAUUAGAUGAAAGAUUCACCGCCGAUACUUUUAAAAGAAUCGAUGAAGAAAAUCCAAAGUUUGUCCUAAGUGAAGUAUAUUUCAUCGAAUUAGAAAAUAAUUUGAAAGAAUUAUUAGAUGUCUCCGAAGGUGAUAUUGGUAAGAUGAAUACCGAAAUUAGAAGAUUUAGAAGAUACGGUAUGUACGAACCAAGUGAAAAAUUAAAACAUUUAGUCGAAGUAAGAAAAGAAAUUUACAAGAAGGACAAAGAAAUUGAAGAAGGCAAGAAAACAGCAGACAAGAAGAAGGAUUGA